UCUACAUAUGAAUGUUCUUUGGUUUAAUGUAUGCGGAAACUAACUUACUUUUUGUUCUUGCCGGACCCUUUAGUUCAAUGCACUCAAACUUUAGAACCCGGGUUGGGAACAUCAGUACCAAAUACGUGAUUUUUUGCCAUUUAUAAUGUGACCCGGUCGUUAUUUAAUCAUGGAAAUGUGGUUUAGAGGUUUCGUGUGCCUUUUUUUCUUGUCGUUAAUCACGACGACGACGGCAGCGGCAAAUGACGAUGACGUCAUGGUGUCCAUUCCCGGAGGGAGGAUGACGAGGAUGAGCUCCGGUGGGGAAGAAGAUGAGACGGAGAUUGAACUUUUGCCUUUUUUGUUGGACAAACAGCCCGUCACAAAUAAGGCUUUCAGGGAAUUCGUGAGAGCUGAAAAGUACAAAACAGAAGCCGAAACGUUCGGUUGGAGUUUUGUCUUUAAGGAUUUCGUGUCUGAUGACGUCAAGAGCAAAGUGACGCACACCAUUAAGUCUGCUCCAUGGUGGCUUCCUGUUGAACGAGCCUUUUGGCGGCAGCCUUCUGGUUCCGGUUCUGGCAUCAGCGCUCGCCUGGACUUCCCGGUGGUCCACGUCAGCUGGAACGACGCACGGGCCUUUUGCGCGUGGAAGACGAAAAAGCUGCCUACCGAGGAGCAGUGGGAGUGGGCAGCAAGAGGAGGACUUGCCGGUGAAACCUUUCCGUGGGGGAAGCGCUUCCAGGCCAACAGAAGCAACCUGUGGCAGGGUCCGUUUCCGGAUGGCGACACGGCGGAGGACGGGUAUCAUGGACUCGCGCCAGUUGAUGCUUUCCCGCCACAGAACAAGUUCGGACUGUUGGACAUGUUGGGGAACACGUGGGAGUGGACAUCCAGUGUGUUUGCGUCCCGCCAACAGAUGUUCGUGUUGCGCGGCGCCUCUUGGAUCGACACCGCGGAUGGCUCGGCCAAUCACAGAGCUCGAGUUGGCACCAGGAUGGGAAACACCCCGGACUCAGCCUCCGACAACCUGAGCUUCAGGUGCGCUUCAGACAGCCGCGAGAGGAAAUCGCGCACCGAUUUGUAGUCGGGGGUUACAGGAAGUGUGAGUUUUAAGACGAUUAAAAAAAAAUAAGUGUGAUCAAGUUGCACAUGAAACAAAUGGUGCUCACUUGAAAAGUUGACUUAGGCUAGGUUCAUACCGCAGGUCUUAACGCACAAAUCCGAUUUAUUCGUGUUUUUCCGACUCGAGUGAGGUAUUAACUUAAUGGUAUGAAUGGGACAGGUCGCAUAAAAUUGGACCAUUUCAAAUCUAAUCUAGGUCACUUUCGUAUGUGGUUAAAAUCCGAUCUGGGCCACAUUUUCCUAGAAUGUGGCUGCAGUCUGAACUGUCAAGUCUCCCAAAUCGGAAUUCAUGCAGCAAUUACGUCAGCACGGCAGUGAUGGAGCGUUAGCACCUAGCUUGAUCUCGGCUUUUAGGUAGGAGGUAGGCUCAUAAGUGGAUUUUCAGGGGGGGCCAGGCCCCCCGGUGGCCGAAAAGUGUCAUUGCAUGUAAUUGACUUUCCUAUACAAUAUAUGAUUUUAAAAUUAGGCAUUUUCUGGUAAAAUAUUGUCUAUAAAAGUUGUAAAGCAAUAAAACAAAAAAAAAUGAGUGAAAUGAACAAAAAAAAGAUAUUUUUAUAAUGGGUCAAAAUUAUUUUUCAAACAGAUUAUGUAACUAGCACCUUAGACGGUCAUUUGUAUGCUUAGCCAAAACCACCCGAGGACCGAAAAGGAAAGAUGGAUAAGCUAUACGUAAUUUUUUAAAAACAUAUUCUUUCAAAAGCGACAACAACUACUGAGCAAAAUCCAAGGAUUGAAAAUGUGGAGUUUCAUUUUGCCCCACUAAAAACGCUAAUUGUACAACAGAGCCAUUACUGGUGUCUUGCCAAUGUAGUUACCCCCGUCAAAAAUUGUCCCCCUGGCCGCGGGAGUGCGCACACACACUUUAGGUAUGAGGGUUGUGGACUUAAACAAUUAAUUGAAGCCAGAAAAGAACCACAGUUAUAUAUUUUGGACAUCGACGUUUACUAAACUGGAAAAACUCCAUACAGGACUUGAAAAACAGUAAGAACAGUUACUGUAUAGGUCAUCCUACGAGUAAAACAGUGAAACAUUGCUUUUUUUAACGUUCAGUACGUAUGUUACGGUAUACAACAGGAAAAAAAAGUUUUGUUUUGUUUUUUUAUGGAUGUGCCAUGUUUUAAAACCUCAUAGAUAACUACAUCACCAAAAUACGGAAAUCAAGCAAAUCAGUACAGUGCAGUGGUGCCGCCCAGACUGGGGUAACUACAUUGGCACGACACCGGUGGGCAUACCAUUUUCAAUGGAUGACGAUCUUGGCGAAAAGUAUAGCCUAAGCAGCCUGAUUUUAGAAUUCCCCUCAAGAAUGAUGGGAAACAACAAAUGCUAAUUUUCAACUUAUUGUUAUAAAUAUUCUUGUAAGUUAAUUUUAUUUCCGACAUUGCGUUUCGGGGUCUUCAACAUAUUGUGCCUAUGGGUGGGCUUGACAGCAGUCAUAAACUAGUAAAAUGGAGGUGGUUUAAGCCUGAGAAUGCUCGGUUUUCUUUCUGUGCGCCAAAUGAACAAUAUUUCAAGUUUGCUCAGCGCAUGUCGGACUGCAAGUUAGUGCGCAUGCAUGCGUACUACAUUUACAGGCUCAAUGGAAAAAGGCAGUGUGAACAGGCACGCCAAAAACAGAUAUGAGGAAAAAUUGGAUUUGUACAUUAAGACCUGCGGUAUGAACCUAGCCUUAUGAGUAGUUCAGGACGACUAUGACAUUCAGCCGUAUGCCAAAGGUGGACGAAAAUGUGGCAAAGCAGGAAGUGGGCAAACGUGUUUAACAUUGUUUACAUUUUCUUAGGUAUGUGCAGUGUGUGGUCAUACUCCACAUUCUUUGUUUCAAUGUUUUGUUUUUUUUUUUUUAUGAGAAAUCUUGUCUGUCUUGAACAUUUCUUUGCAGUAAAAUUUACUCCUGAUGAUAUGGAUAUGGUGUUAUACUUAUAUAGCCCUUUUCCAUCAGGAAGUAUUGAAGAAAUAAAAGUUUCUAAUGUGCUAACCUUGUGAAAAUCUCUUCUGUGUUGCAUUUGAGUCUUGCAAAGUAAACACAUU
Messenger RNA from Corythoichthys intestinalis (scribbled pipefish), 3126 nucleotides. It is a transcript of the gene sumf2, whose product is annotated as sulfatase modifying factor 2. The transcript is spliced from 9 exons. The record is from RefSeq and is a predicted model, not a curated record. Bases 170 to 1063 code for a protein of 297 amino acids. Gene Ontology annotation, cellular component: endoplasmic reticulum. Lineage: Eukaryota; Metazoa; Chordata; Actinopteri; Syngnathiformes; Syngnathidae.